Ananas comosus (pineapple) is the source of this 1066-nucleotide messenger RNA. Its product is annotated as putative B3 domain-containing protein Os04g0347400. Gene Ontology annotation, molecular function: DNA binding. The record is from RefSeq and is a predicted model, not a curated record. The transcript is spliced from 4 exons. NCBI's taxonomy places the organism in Eukaryota, Viridiplantae, Streptophyta, Magnoliopsida, Poales, Bromeliaceae. The coding region runs from base 164 to 997 and encodes 277 amino acids.
GGCACGCUUUUUCUCGUCGGAAAAAAGAAAAAAGAAAAAACAAAGGGGAGAAAAAGAAAAAGAAAAAGAAAAAGAAAAAGAAGAGAGGUUUCCUCUUUUCUUUUCUUUUUUUUAAAUUUUUUGUGCGCGUGUGUGAAUUUUAGGGUUCGUAAUUUUUGGGUUAAUGGCUUCUGGGAGAAGCAGCAACAAUCCGAAGCGGCCGCAGUUCUUCAAAGUGCUUCUUCCUGGAUCUUUCGACAAGUUGUGGAUUCCUCGAUCAUUCGCGGAUCAUUACAUAAAUGAGGAUUGUCGGAAGGCCACGUUGUAUAGCCCUCUUGGCAAGUUUUGGCACGUCAACCUCGAGCGCAGCAACGAAUCAAAUGAUGUUUUCUUUGGCGGCGGUUGGCGGGAAUUUGUCAGAGCCCACGACAUAAGAGUGGGCUACUUGGUCGUGUUUCGCCACGAAGGAAACAUGAUCUUCACUACCAAAGUUUUUGAUUUGAGUGGAUGCCUCAAAGCGUACGAUGAGACUACUUUGAAUCAUGCGGGCCAAGUACUAACAGAUAUCGAUGAUGGCAACAUUAACGUCACCACAAAUAAUCAUUCAGAAAGGGCACGGAGAUACAACUUCAAAAAAAGAGGAUCUUAUAAGCCAAUUUCACCGACUCCAAACCAACUAUUUCCUCACUACAAGAACAAGCUAAGGAACCAUUCUCACCUCACAAAUUCAUCACCUCAAUUUGAGAAGACGGUGCGACCGUAUAAUCUUGUUCGCAAAUGCAUGAAUGUACCAGAAACAUUUUGUAUGUUGAGCGGACUCCAGGAUAAGACCGUGAUCAAGCUCCGAGAUUCGAGGCACAGAUCGUGGCCUGUGAGCUUUCAUCGUUAUCCUCAAUUUGCGCAGCUUAGGAAGGGGUGGGAAGAGUUCUGCGAGGGAAAUAACUUGAAGGAAGGUGACAAGUGCUUCUUUCGACUUGUAUCAAAAAAGGAAAUGCAUGUUAGAAUAGUGAGAAAUUGAGCAAGGAUAAGUUUUAGUUACCCUUUUUGGUGUGUAUAGAGUUACUCUCUUUAGCUGCUUCCUCUCUCU